AUGGCGCAGCCGGACUAUGUCGAGGGGAGGCUGCUUGAUGGCUUCUUGCUGCUAGCAGCCGGGGGAUCUGGACAACCCGAGGGAGUGAUCACGGUGAACCUCUCAUCUCUGCAAAUCGUGGACAUAGCAGAGGAGGACCUCUCCUUCUUCAACAACCUGGACCGGGUGGACCUCAGCGACAACCAGCUGGGCUAUGAGCACCUCCUCGAACAGAUCACGCGGCUCCCGCGCUUGGGCACACUCAACCUCGCCUGCAACUCCAUCAGCUCCCUCCAGGUGGGAGCUGGGAUUCUCCAGAGCUUGGAGGUCCUGGACCUGUCUUUCAACGGCUUGCAUGGCGACGUUCUCGGCCAGCUAGCCAGGCUGCCGAGCUUGGUGUGGCUCAACUUGGCCUCAAACUGCAUCUCCUCCCUGCCACCAGAAGCGGAGCUCGUGGGCCUGCAGGCACUGGAGGAGCUCAUCCUCGACUCGAACGAUCUUGUGCAAUUCAUGCAGUGGCGGUCGCUGGACGCCGUCCCGCAUUUGCGCAAGCUGUCCUUGAUGUCGAACCGCGUCAAGCGCUUGAAGGACGAUGCGCCGGACACCGCCAGCGGGACGACGCUCUGCUACUUCCCCUACCUUCAGGAGCUGGAUCUGUCUUCAAAUGAGAUCACAGGUGUGUCCAGCCUGCCUGUCAUCCAACUCUUUCAGAGCCUGAGAGUUCUCCGCCUCACCGACAACCCAUGCACGAGAGGGAACGCAACGAUUCCUUCCGUUCCGAGCGUUGCCAUCGUUUGCGAGGACAUCAAGCCCUUCUACAUGAAGGGCAAUGGUUGCUUUGCCAAGGCCGAGAAGAUUCCGGGCAUGAAGCUGAAGAUGGACAGCCGGAAGAUGAAGAAAGUGAGGGAUGUCCGCACCCACGGCGUGUUCAGCCGCCCAAGGAGCAUGUCUCAACUGGGCCUCCUCGAUGAGGAUGCCAAUGCCCUGGUGGUUCAUUGGCCAGGCGCAAUGUCUGUGAACGCACGAGCUAUGUCCGCCCCUGCAGCCACUGCGGCGGUGCCCGCAGCAGAGCACAUGGGCACAUCGCAGAGCAAGAUGCUCACCAAGAGCAACCAAGAAGACAGCUCCAAAUCAACCACAAGCAUCUCCGAUGGCGGACUGGCAGCAAUUGUUUUGUUCGUCUCGGGCAUCCUGAGUGACGACCUCACGGAGGAGGAGCUGGAUCAGAUCUUCCGGGAGCGCAAGCAGACCAUAGAAAACAGGUUCGAGCAGCCCGUGGCCGAGCCCACGUCCUUUAUGAAGGAACCCCAGGAUGCUGCCACCAAGGAGGGGCUUUAA
Messenger RNA from Symbiodinium natans, 1317 nucleotides. The record is from the annotation of a GenBank genome assembly. Lineage: Eukaryota; Dinophyceae; Suessiales; Symbiodiniaceae.